This is a messenger RNA of Anguilla rostrata (American eel), 1107 nucleotides long. It is a transcript of the gene myl4, whose product is annotated as myosin, light chain 4, alkali; atrial, embryonic. Gene Ontology annotation, cellular component: myosin II complex. Bases 395 to 808 code for a protein of 137 amino acids. Lineage: Eukaryota; Metazoa; Chordata; Actinopteri; Anguilliformes; Anguillidae. The record is from RefSeq and is a predicted model, not a curated record. Gene Ontology annotation, molecular function: calcium ion binding. The transcript is spliced from 7 exons.
UACCGGAAGCAAAAAAGAACCUCAGCACAGGACAGCCUGUGGCCCAGCGAACAUUUCUUAAUUGUGAUCUAGUAGGUCUUUUUCGUCUCGGGAAAGUGACCGGAGGAGGACUAUCCGAGUCUCAUGCUUCUGGGCUUCAUUCGGGAUAUAAAUGUUGACUUCUAACGCGCGUGUCCUCCACCACGAAUGCGCGUCGGCUUCGGUGCUCCAGAAGACCCGCUAACGCAAGGCGGUGUCGGUGCGCCGCUCUCUCCGUCCUCCGGUCGACUGAGUCGGUGGCACGACGUCGGUGUGCCUCAAGCUACAAAAGUGAUCAAAUCAAAGGUCUUGAAUGAAAUAGCGAUGGAAAAUUGAGUUCUCAUCAGACCAGAUUGAAGAGUUUAAGGAGGCCUUCAUGCUGUUCGACCAGACUCCCGCGGGCGAGAUGAAGAUCACCUACGCCCAGUGCGGGGACGUCAUCCGGGCCCUGGGUCAGAACCCCACCAACGCUGAGGUCAUGAGGGUUCUAGGAAAACCCAAACCUGAGGAUAUGAACACCAAACUGAUCGACUUCGAGACCUUCCUGCCCAUGCUCCAGCACAUCUCCAAGUCCAAGGACCAGGGCACCAUGGAGGACUUCGUGGAGGGCCUCCGCGUCUUCGACAAGGAGGGCAACGGCACCGUCAUGGGGGCGGAGCUGCGCCACGUGCUCAGCACCCUGGGAGAGAAAAUGGGGGAGAAAGAAGUGGAGCAGCUAUUCGUGGGACAAGAAGACAGCAACGGCUUCAUCAACUAUGAAGCUUUCGUCAAGCACAUCAUGUCCGGCUGAACACACAACGUCAUGGAUUUGGGAUGAAUGUGCAUCUCCACCCCCCCCCCCCCCCACUGCCCUGGCCCUGCCCCCCACCCUGACUCUAAAGUUUACAACACCCCCUUUUAUCAAGACCCAGCGACAUCCACCUUCGUCCCGUUCUCCAUGAAGCAAAGCGACAAGCUGUUGUGUGGAACAUGCCCUUGCGUCCCCAUGCAGUCCCUCUCCGGGAGUUCUGCGACCUGAAGCUGUAUUCUUUUUUUUCUAAUUUAUUGGUGUCUCAUUUUGAACUAACAAAAUAAAAUGGUUAACCAAGA